Molecule: messenger RNA, 813 nt
Organism: Salmo salar (Atlantic salmon)
Lineage: Eukaryota; Metazoa; Chordata; Actinopteri; Salmoniformes; Salmonidae
Product: fragile X messenger ribonucleoprotein 1
Source: RefSeq, marked provisional
AUGAACAGACCGGUCGAACAGGAUCAGUGAGGUGGUUCCUCCUAGAUCCCUGGGAACAGCCCCCUCCGCUUGUUUACUGUCACUUCUCCCAUGACUUUAACCUUGCCAAAGCAGCACGGUGUGCGACUUACCUACCUGAGAUGGGACAAUGACAGUGUCAAAUGCCACCUCUCUGUGUCCCAGUGGACCAAACACUGGCAAGCCACACGGUCCAUGCCAAAUAUUACUCCUCAGCUCUGGCAAGCCACAUGGGCCAUGCUAAAUAAUACUCCUCAGUUCUGGCAAGCCACACAGGCCAUGCCAAAUAAUACUCCUCAGUUCUGGCAAGCCACACGGGCCAUGCUAAAUAAUACUCCUCAGUUCUGGCAGGCAACAUGGUCCAUGCCAAAUAAUACUUCUCAGUUCUGGCAAGCCACACGGGCCAUGCUAAAUAAUACUCCUCAGCUCUGGCAAGCCACACGGUCCAUGCCAAAUAAUACUCCUCAGUUCUGGCAAGCCACACGGUCCAUGCUAAAUAAUACUCCUCAGUUCUGGCAAGCCACACGGUCCAUGCUAAAUAAUACUCCUCAGUUCUGGCAAGCCACACGGUCCAUGCUAAAUAAUACUCCUCAGUUCUGUCUUACCUUUGUUAUUAUUCUCUCAGUUUUCUGAUUGGUUGCACUCUUUGUUGUUUUUUACUGUGUUUAUGGGGAUGAUCUGUGUUGUCUUGUGUGAUGAGUGUUGUCCUACAUGGAAUGUGUGCUGCACUUUGUGUGUGAUCUCAGGCCUGUGUGGCGCAAUCACAGCGGAACAAUAAAAUCAUUUGACUCAUCC